AUGAAUGAGCAAGAGCCAAAGAAUUAACAUAGAAUCACAGUUUUUACGAGUGUAGAGAAAUACUUAAAAGAUUUAGUUACAGAGGUCCAUAUUGAGAAGAGUAAAAUAAAAGAAGAGAAAACUUAAAAGAAUAAAUUAGUUUUAUAUAUUGUUUUAUUAACAGCAAAAAACAGCAAUGCUUUCCAUCUGGUAAUUUAAAUUGUAUAAUUGACUUGAAAUUAAUCUAAUAAAAUAAAUAGAAUGGCUCGUCUCAUUAUUUCUAAUAGAACAUCAGAAUAAUAUAAUAUCAAUAGGGUUCUAUUUAAAUUUAAACUGAAAAUGAAAAAGUCCCAGGAAGUAGGGAAAUUUCAAUAAUAGC
Messenger RNA from Paramecium sonneborni, 358 nucleotides. The record is from the annotation of a GenBank genome assembly. Lineage: Eukaryota; Ciliophora; Oligohymenophorea; Peniculida; Parameciidae.